Molecule: messenger RNA, 650 nt
Organism: Pomacea canaliculata
Lineage: Eukaryota; Metazoa; Mollusca; Gastropoda; Architaenioglossa; Ampullariidae
Exons: 2
Coding region: 48-635 (195 amino acids)
Source: RefSeq, a predicted model, not a curated record
GUCCUGUUGACAGUCGUUGUUAUGGUAACGGCUGUUUGGUGUUCUGGAUGAGGAAUAAGGUUAAAUGUAGCAUAGAUGUUAAGGAUUGCGGCCGAGACUAUCAUCCAGAGGGUUCUGAUCGUGGAGUGGACAAUCAAGUCAACGGCCAGACCUUGAACACUGUAGAAAACCUUCAUUCCCCUGUUGUCAAGGAACCUACUGCAAACCACAUCCAUGACCCCAACUACGCUGAGGUUAACGACGCGAUCCAUCCUGAUGACCCUGACUACUCUGACAUAAAAGAAGAGGACAAGAACCAGCCACCUGAAUCUUCCUAUUAUGAAAUUAAUAUAGAGAACAGAUUAACUGAUUCACCAUAUGCGUGUGUUAAAAAGAAGGGCAAGAGUCAAUCAACUGACCCUACUGAACCCAGUGUCAACAGUAAGGACGAAAGCCAACCUCUUGACCCUUACUACUUUGACAUCAAGAAACCCAGUAUGAGCCACAAUUAUGAUAACAACCACACUAACGACACAGACCCCAACUACGCUGACAUCAACGACCAUAUUACUAGCCAGCCACCUGACCCCGACUACUGUGACGUCAACCAGCACUCGACCCACAAUUAUGACCCCAAAUACACUGAAGUCAAGUAGAUGAAAACAGUAAAG